Molecule: messenger RNA, 708 nt
Organism: Phaethon lepturus (White-tailed tropicbird)
Lineage: Eukaryota; Metazoa; Chordata; Aves; Phaethontiformes; Phaethontidae
Gene: MINDY1
Product: family with sequence similarity 63, member A
Biological process (GO): protein K48-linked deubiquitination
Cellular component (GO): cytosol; cell periphery
Molecular function (GO): K48-linked deubiquitinase activity; cysteine-type carboxypeptidase activity; cysteine-type deubiquitinase activity
Source: RefSeq, a predicted model, not a curated record
CCCAGUCGGGAAGUGGAGGCAGAUUUUUAUUGUGUGAAGUGGAUCACUUGGAAAGGCGAGCGGACGCCCGUCAUCACGCAGAGCGAGAACGGGCCCUGCCCGCUCCUGGCCAUCAUGAACAUCCUCUUCUUGCAGUGGAAGGUGAAGCUGCCCCCGCAGAAGGAGGUGAUCACGGCCGAGGAGCUGAUGGCACACUUGGGGGAUUGCAUCUUGGCCAUCCAACCCCAGGAGCCGUCGGAGGGGCUGCAGCUCAACUUCCAGCAGAACAUCAACGACACCAUGAUGGUCCUCCCUAAGCUCUCGACGGGGCUGGAUGUCAACGUGCGCUUCACGGGUGUCUCGGACUUCGAGUACACACCCGAGUGCAUCGUCUUCGACCUCCUCAACGUCCCGCUCUACCAUGGCUGGCUGGUGGACCCCCAGAGCCCAGAGGUGGUGCAAGCCGUGGGCAAGCUCAGCUACAACCAGCUGGUGGAGAAGAUCAUCACCUGCAAACAGGCCAGCGACUCCAGCCUGGUGAGCGAAGGGCUGGUGGCGGAGCAGUUCCUGGAGUCCACGGCUUCCCAGUUGACCUACCACGGGCUGUGCGAGCUCAGUGCCGUCAGGGAAGGCGAGCUCAGCGUCUUCUUCCGCAACAACCACUUCAGCACCAUGAUAAAGCACAAGGGCCACCUCUACCUGCUGGUGACGGACCAGGGCUUCCUGCAG